Messenger RNA from Rotaria sordida, 3768 nucleotides. NCBI's taxonomy places the organism in Eukaryota, Metazoa, Rotifera, Eurotatoria, Philodinida, Philodinidae. The record is from the annotation of a GenBank genome assembly.
AUGAGUUCAAUUGAACAACUUGAAACACUUCGAAAUGCUGAAUUAUAUGAUGAUUGUAAAACAUUGGCAGAAUUCAUCUUAACACUUGAUGAAUGUGGAAAAGAUUAUCUAAAUAAUGAACAACGUUUAACUGUUUAUCGUUGUUUGGCUGAUUCAACUUGGUUUUUACAUGAAUAUCAUUUGGCUGAAUCUUAUUUUAAGAAAGUAUUACAUAGUUAUAAACAACUGGAUAAAUAUGAUAAAAAUGCGUUGGAACCUGAUUGGAUUAUAGAAUGUAAAUAUCGUCAACAUAUAUGUUUACUUAAAUUAAAUCGAUUAAAAGAAGCUCUUACUGUUCUUGAAUCAAUUCUAUUUCAACAACGUACAGCUAAAAUUCAUUUAGCACUUGGUCAAUGUUAUCAAAAAGCUGGUGGUUCAGUACAAGAAUCUAUCAGUGCUUAUCGUGAAUGUUUAAAACAAAAUCCUAAUACAUUAUCUGCUUACAUUGCUUUACUUGCUCUUGGUAUUAAAUUAAGUGAUCUUUUGCAUACACAUCCAUCAGCUGCAUCAAUACAUCAUGAAAAUCAAGCUCAACAACCAACACCUGUAACAAUAUCACCAUUAGUACGUCAACCAUGGUUUCGUGCAUUAUUACAAGCUGAUGCUUGUUCAACUAGUCGAGAUUUUGCUGAAGCAUCAAGACUUUAUCAACAAAUUGAUGCACAAUAUUUACCACAAUCAACAUAUGUUCUAUGUCAACUUGGUUACAAUCAAUAUUUAAAUGGUGAGUAUGGACAAGCAUUACAUAGUUUACAACGAGCACAACAAAUUGAUCCAUUAUUAUUAAAACAUAUGGAUAUACUUGCAUUUCUUACAUAUACAGAAUGUAAAGAUAAUUCAUUAGAAAAAUUAGUUAAUCAUUUAAUGUCACUUGGUGAUCAUCAUCCUGAAACAUGGAUUGCUAUUGGAUAUUAUUGUUUAAAAAAAAAUCAUAAACCAUCACGUACAGUUUAUCUUGCACAAAAAGCUUAUGCAUUAGAUAAUACAAGAAUUCAAGCAUUAUUACUUAAAGGUCUUGCAUUAUUUAAAUUAAAACGAUAUUCAGAUUCACUUGUUCAUUAUAAAGAAGCUGUGCGUUUAACACCAUAUUGUUUCGAAGGAUAUAAAGGUGUUGUUGAUGGUUAUUUAUCAACGAAUAGAUUAAGUGAUGCUAAUAUGUUUAUUACAAAUGCUGUACGAACAAAUUUAAAAGAAAAUGUUCGAGCAUUUACAUUAUGUGGACAAGUUCUUGCAAAAGAACCAUCAUCAUUAGAUAAAGCUCGAGUUUAUUUAGAAAAAGCACUUGUAUUGAAUGCAAAAUAUACUGAUGCAGUUAUUGCUCUUGUUGAAGUUUAUGGACAAUUAAAACAACAACAAAAAAGUAUAGAAUUAUUGAAAGAACACGUACAAAUGAAUAAUGAUCCACGCAUUCGUCAAUUACUUAUUGAAAAUUUAAUGAAAUCAGGCAGUAAUGAAGAAAUGCUUCAACAAGUUCGCAAUUAUCCAACAACACAUUUUGAACGACUUGAACGUGAAAUGAAUGAUGAUUCAAGUUUCGAUGGUGGUCGAUUUGAUACAGGAGCAAUGGGAGAUCUUGAUCCAAUGUGUGAUGAUGUUAUAGGCGAAAACUUUAGUGAUGAAGAUCUGUACAUGGAAUGUACUAUUAGCGAUCAUCACCAGCUUUCAAAUCCUUGUGCUAUUGAAUUAAUCGAUGUUACCAUUCGUUUAAGUAAUAAAGAUAUUUUAAAAUCGAUUAAUCUUUCUAUUGAACAAGGUGGAAUUUUUGCUUUACUUGGUCCGAGUGGUUGUGGAAAAACAACUUUAAUACGUACGUUAGUUGGACGUUUACAUCCUAUUGUUAAUCAUGAUAAAACACAAGGAAAAAUAUUAAUUCUUGGUAAACAUCCUCAUGCAUUUGGUCAACUUGUUGGAUUUAUGCCUCAAGAAAUGGCAUUACAUUCAACAAAUACGAUUGAUGAGGAACUUUUUUUCUAUGGUCGUUUAGCAGAUAUGUCUACUCAAAAGAUUCAACAACGAUGUCAAUUUUUAAUUAAUCUUCUUGAAUUACCACAUAAACGAAAAUCAAUUUUUAAAUUAAGUGGUGGACAACAGAGACGAGUUUCAUUUGCAAUUGCUCUUUUACAUGAACCAAGAUUACUUAUUUUAGAUGAACCAACUGUUGGUGUUGAUCCACUUUUAAGAAAAAAAAUUUGGCAACAUCUUACUGAGAUCACGAUGAAAACUGAUGUAACUGCUAUUUUAACAACACACUAUAUCGAAGAAGCUCGACAGGCUAACCUAGUAUCUUUUAUGCGGCAUGGUCAACUUUUAGAAACAGGUCAUCCUAAUGAGUUAUUGUUGAAACAUGAACAACAAACUCUCGAAGGUGUCUUCCUUGAGCUAUGUGAACGACGUCGUAUGUUAGAAAUGCAACGUCAUGGACAAGAAAAUAUUCAUCAUCAUAAAUCUUUAACAACAAUUGCAAAUAAAAUUCGUCAUUCUUGUCAGUCAAUCAUAAGUUCAUGUUGUAUGAAAAAUUCAUGUUGUCGUACACUUCGUUCUUGUGCACGUCCAUCUAUUGGUCGAUCACUUUAUGCUCUUCUUAUCAAAGAUAUUAUUAAAUUUCAACGAAAUCCAUUUAUGCUUAUCAUUCAAUUUCUUGUACCAAUUCUGCAAAUUACUUUAUUUUGUUUAUGUGUUGGAAGAAAAUUAACUAAUGUUCCAAUUGGAUUUAUUUCACGUGAAACUAUUCGAUCGAGUUCUAUGAGUGGAUUAAUAUUUAAUAAUAUUGAUAAAAAUGUUCUUAAUCUAAUUGAAUAUAAAUCGAUAGAUGAACCUCAACAUUUAUUUCAUUUGGGACAUUUAUUAGGAAUUAUUGAUAUUGGUGGAAAUUUUACUCGAGAAUUGUUUGAAAAAAUAAAUUCUUGUUCAUAUUCCGAUGUAAAUAAAUAUAAUGAUUCUCAAUUGGUAAUCUAUUUAGAUCAAACAAAUCGACAAAUGGUUUAUUCAAUUGCUGAAGAAUUUAUUCGAGUUUUUAAGAGUAUUGAUGUAGAAUUUCAUCUUGGAUUUUUUACAUCAAUUUCAUCAAAUCAAUCAUUAUUUAAAUUAGGACAUUUUCAAAAUGAUCUACCAGAUAUUGAACAUACUUUUACACAUUUUAUGAUACCUGGUAUUGUUUUAUCUGUUAUUUUUUUCUUUAAUGUUGCUCUUACUGCUCUUUCACUUGUCACUGAACAAAGUGACGGAACACAAGAACGUGUAUCGAUAACAGGUGUGAAAUCCAAUGAAAUCAUUCUUAGUCAAUUGAUAAUACAUUUACUGAUACUUAUUAUUCAGAUAGUAAUUGUUUUAUUUACUUCGUUAUAUAUUUUCACGAUUCCAUUAAGAGGUAGUUUAUUGUAUUCAUCAUUACUCUGUAUGAUACAAGGAUUUUGUGGAAUGACAUUCGGGUUAGUUAUUUCAACAAUUUUUACAACAGAAAUCAAUGCUCAUCAAGUUACAAUGUCUACUUUCUAUCCUGUAUUACUUCUAAGCGGUAUUGUGUGGCCAAUUGAAGGACAACCAAUGUGGAUGCGAAGAAUAGCAAAAUGGUUACCAAUGACAAAAGCUAUUGAUGCUAUGCGUGGUAUACUUUUAAAAGGAUGGUCUAUUAAACAUUUAAUUGUACAACAAGGUUUUAUAGUUACAUUUAUUUGGUCUAUGGUUUUUCUUAUCUUAACACUUCUUAUUUUUAAUUGUCGUCGUUUAUAA